AUGGCACUCUCUGUCGUAGGCAAACAUGCCCUUAUCACCGGUGGCGGUUCAGGAAUCAACCUCGCAUUCGCAAAGAAACUCCUCUCUCGCGGAUGCUCUGUCUUGAUUGGUGACUUGGGCCUACGUCCAGAAGCUCAAGAACUUCUGAAGCAAUAUCCGCAUGAGCUAUCGAAGCUACCAUCAGCUUCCCGGCCUGUUGCCUUAUUCAAGAAGACAGAUGUGAGAUCGUGGCCUCAGCUAUCAGAAUUAACCCGAGCGGCCGAGGCUACGUUUCCGCAGGUUGACAUUGUCGUGCCAGGUGCCGGAAUCUUCGAUCCCAAAUGGAGUUCCUUCUGGAACCCGCCAAAGUCGGCGACAAAUCCAGAUAGCUUGUCUCGAGACGACGCGAAUGGCGAUCCGGGUCAUUACGCUGUGCUCGAUGUCAACUUGACACAUCCGAUUCGACUCAGCCAGCUCGCCAUUGCGCAUUGGACCUCUCGUCGAAUUCCCGGGUCGCUGCUCGUUGUCGGAAGCAUGGCUGGCUAUCUCUACGGCAUCGGAACGCCUCUGUAUUACGCCAGUAAACAUGGCGUUCACGGCUUUGUUCGAAGUCUCGGCCAUUUACGGGAUACGGUUGGCAUUCGUACUGCGGCUAUUGCGCCAGGGGCUGUCAAUACACCACUGUUCACCGAUGAUCCAGAAAUAAUGAAGUUGUUUAAGGCAGAGUUAGCCACCAGCGCAGAGGAUAUUGCAGAUGCUAUGUUGGAACUGCUGGAGAAUCCGCAAUAUGGAGAUGGGACAAUAUUGGAGGCAACCUCUAAAGGCACAAGGGUUGUUCCCGCGUUUAAUGCCCCCAUACCGAACUUUGAAGAUAUAGCAGCAGCAGAAUAUCUGGCCGAGAUGGAGAGGCAAUGGAAGAAGAAGAUUACUGAGGAAGGGCUCAAAGUUUAA
Molecule: messenger RNA, 930 nt
Organism: Trichoderma virens Gv29-8
Lineage: Eukaryota; Fungi; Ascomycota; Sordariomycetes; Hypocreales; Hypocreaceae
Exons: 3
Coding region: 1-930 (309 amino acids)
Cellular component (GO): cytoplasm
Molecular function (GO): oxidoreductase activity, acting on the CH-OH group of donors, NAD or NADP as acceptor
Source: RefSeq, a predicted model, not a curated record